This is a messenger RNA of Helianthus annuus (common sunflower), 1761 nucleotides long. RefSeq lists its product as uncharacterized. Lineage: Eukaryota; Viridiplantae; Streptophyta; Magnoliopsida; Asterales; Asteraceae. The transcript has 2 exons. The record is from RefSeq and is a predicted model, not a curated record. Gene Ontology annotation, molecular function: metal ion binding; aspartic-type endopeptidase activity. Gene Ontology annotation, biological process: proteolysis. Bases 1 to 1761 code for a protein of 586 amino acids.
AUGUCUGAACUUAGAGAUGAACAAGGGUCUAGAAAUAAUCAGAAUAACAGAAGAAGAGAGGGAGUUUCUUAUAGGACUCGAACUCCCUCUCACAGUGCCAGGUCCCAGUCUAGUACAAGCAUGCGUCUAAAUACUGAGGAUAUCCACAAUAUAGUUGUGGAAGUGGCUAAGGUAAUGAAGAAUGCACAAACCGGUAAUGUUAACCAAUUUGGAGAACGACAUGAAGAAAGCUCAGCAGCCUCCACGCCAGUACAAAGGGAAGGAAUGGGCGAAAGGAAAAACACUAUUGCAACCAGGCCACUAGAAGGAAAAGGUGAAUAUUCUAAAUCAAAGGAAUGUACUUAUAAGCACUUCAUGUCCUGUAAACCUCAGUCCUUUGACGGAAGAAAGGGAGCACUAGAAGCUCAAGACUGGCUCAACAGAAUGGAGUCAGUAUUAGACAUAUGUGAGUGUGAUGACCGCAACAAAGUACGGUUCACCGUACAUAUGUUUGAAGCUGAAGUCCUUCACUGGUGGAACAUUGUGGUCCAAACAGAUGGAAAAGAAAAGGUUAAGGAGAUGAAGUGGGAGGAGUUUAUUCAUAAGUUUCUUGCUAAGUAUUGUUCUCCCAGUGAGACUGAGCAACUGGAAGUGGAAUUCUUUCAGUUAAAAAUGGGAAAUAAAACCUAUCGAGAGUAUGUUUCUCGUUUCCACGACAUAUCUCGACUGGUUUCUUAUUUAGCAUUGACUGAGGAACAACUGAUCAAUAGGUUUAUUUGGGGUCUACCCUCUGAAAUGAGGGUGUUUAUCAAAUCCAAAUCCCCCAAGACUUUUGCAGAAACUGUUGAGGCUGGCGCCGUCAUGGCUGCCGAGAUGAUUCUGCGGCAGGCUGAAUCUCCCGUACCAAAAAGAAAGUGGGAAGAAAGAAAGGGGGACACCAGGAAUAACAACUUUAAAAGGCCUAAAACAUUUCCUCAAUGUCAAAUUUGCAAACGCUUUCAUACAGGGGAAUGUCGUUUUCCUUGUCCAAAUUGUAAAAAGACGGGUCAUGCUCUUCAAGAAUGCAAGGAAAAGAAGAAGACACAACCAAAUCAGCCAAAAGGGCGGGCAUUUGUACUCACCACGGAAGAAGCCAAGACCAAUACAGACGUUAUCACGGGUACGUAUCUCGUAAAUGAUGUAUAUGCGCGUGUGUUAUUUGAUACCGGUGCAAAUAGAAGUCUAGUGUCGACUACCUUUAGACCUUACUUGAACCAGGCGUCCCAAACCCUAGAUCAUACCUUUACAGUAGAAAUGGCUGAUGGAAGUCAAAGAGAGAUAGUUGACAUAGUUAAGAAUUGUAAAAUAAGCUUAAACAACCAUGUUAUCCCUAUAGACCUAAUGCCUAUGGAACUUGGAGAAUUCGACAUAGUCAUAGGAAUGGACUGGUUGACACCAUAUCAUGCGGAAAUUAUAUGUGACAAAAGGAUCGUCCGACUCCGAUUACCCAACGGCAAACAACUAACUGUAUCGGGAGACCGCACUGACAAGACUAAGAACCUCAUCACGAUAGCACAAGCACAUAAAUGCCUAAGGAAAGGGUAUGUUGCCUUUUUAGCAUAUGUCGUAAACACUACAGAAAAGCAGAAGGUCGAGGACGUGCCAGUAGUACGAGAAUACCCCGAAGUGUUUCCCGAUGAGCUCCCGGGACUACCAUCGGAUAGACAGGUUGAGUUUCGCAUUGACCUAGUUCCCGGUACAUCACCGAUUGCUAAGUUGCCGUACAGACUAGCCCCGACAUAA